AACCCGCGGCGGCAGGAGGGCGCGCGAGCCAUGGCCGGGGACAGCGAGCAGACCCUGCAGAGCCAUCAGCAGCCCAGCAGCGGCGAGCCCUUCCUGAUCGGAGUCAGCGGGGGCACGGCCAGCGGCAAGUCUUCCGUCUGUGCUAAGAUCGUGCAGCUGCUGGGGCAGAAUGAGGUGGACUGUCGCCAGAAGAAGGUGGUCAUCCUGAGCCAGGAUAGCUUCUACCGUGUCCUCACUUCAGAGCAGAAGGCCAAAGCCCUGAAGGGCCAGUUCAAUUUCGAUCACCCGGAUGCCUUUGACAAUGAACUCAUCUUCAAAACACUCAAAGAAAUCACCGAAGGGAAGACAGUCGAGAUUCCUGUAUACGACUUCGUCUCCCAUUCUCGGAAGGAGGAGACAGUCACUGUUUACCCUGCCGACGUGGUGCUUUUCGAGGGGAUCCUGGCCUUCUAUUCCCAGGAGGUGCGAGACCUGUUCCAGAUGAAGCUUUUUGUUGACACAGAUGCGGACACCCGCCUCUCCCGUAGAGUAUUAAGGGACAUCAGCGAAAGAGGGAGAGACCUCGAGCAGAUUUUAUCUCAGUACAUUACUUUCGUCAAGCCUGCCUUUGAGGAAUUCUGCUUGCCAACAAAGAAGUAUGCUGACGUGAUCAUUCCUAGAGGUGCAGAUAAUAUAGUGGCCAUCAACCUCAUCGUCCAGCAUAUCCAGGACAUCCUGAAUGGAGGGCUCUCCAAACGGCAGAUGAAUGGCUACCUCAAUGGCUACACCCCUUCUCGCAAGAGACAGGCCUCAGAGUCCAGCAGCCGGCCUCAUUGACCCCGCCUUCAGACCCCGACUCCCAUCUCCAUGAGACAGGAGGAAGGGUCAGGAGGCGCUGUUCAUCUGUACAUACCGUUUCCUAUAUGACAUACUGUAUGUAAGAGAACACCAUGAAGAUGAAAUGCCUUUGACCUUUUUCUUUUCUUUUUUUGUACUUUGGAACAGCAAAACUGAACUUGACCCUGAGCUUAAAUGACAAACUGUGCCAACUAAACUACUGGUAAUGCCUAAUAAUGACUCCAACGUGUAACCAGUUAUAAAUACAUAUACAUA
Talpa occidentalis (Iberian mole) is the source of this 1092-nucleotide messenger RNA. RefSeq names its product uridine-cytidine kinase 2 (gene UCK2). Gene Ontology annotation, cellular component: cytosol; cytoplasm. Gene Ontology annotation, molecular function: ATP binding; kinase activity. NCBI's taxonomy places the organism in Eukaryota, Metazoa, Chordata, Mammalia, Eulipotyphla, Talpidae. Bases 31 to 816 code for a protein of 261 amino acids. The transcript is spliced from 7 exons. The record is from RefSeq and is a predicted model, not a curated record.